Messenger RNA from Ogataea philodendri, 2817 nucleotides. RefSeq lists its product as uncharacterized. NCBI's taxonomy places the organism in Eukaryota, Fungi, Ascomycota, Pichiomycetes, Pichiales, Pichiaceae. The record is from RefSeq and is a predicted model, not a curated record. Gene Ontology annotation, biological process: regulation of GTPase activity. The coding region runs from base 1 to 2817 and encodes 938 amino acids. The transcript has a single exon.
AUGGCGAAAGCACAACUGAGAGACCUCAUGGUCCGCGACCAUGGCCAGGUCGCCUUGGCCCACGUAAAGUGGUGUCAUAAAUACAACUCAAUUGACGACAGUCUGAGCGAUUGGACUCAUGGACCUGUCAAGAUUUCCUCGACAGGGGAACUCAUUCUCGAGGACAAUGUGAUUAUUCCGAACCUACGCAAAUGCCAGCUUCAGCUGUUUUCGAGACCACAUCUUGUGAAGAUCACAGAUAUUGAAAACACCAAGGUCUUCAUCGAGGCUGUGGAGACUGAGUUCUGGUCGCUACUUGCAGGAUUGAUGGUUUGGCAGAAUCUGCGUCCCAAGGGAAUUAACAACAAACAUACCACAAACCGGUUCUUGUCGCAGGAGGCAAGGGUCAAGGCCGAUGACCCAUUGGUGUGCCGGUUCAAAGUGUAUGGACCCUCGCCAAAGAAUAAGAAGGUGGGGCUACAGGAAGAACCCAAGUCUCCAAUUUACCAGGCAGCCAGGGGUGAAAAGGAAGGCUGGUUCAACGCAAUGGGGAUCUUAAGACCCGACGGAAUGUUAGACCUGCUCUGUGAGACCGACGGGUCGCUAUUGUACACAGUGGACGUGACCAAGCUUUUUGGCUCCGAGAUACGACAGCUGCACCAAACAGUGUUCCAACACCCCAACAUUCUUUUCCUCGGACAGAUCAACGGCCUGCGCAGCUCUUACAGAUAUGCCAACGAAACAGACACCGACGACCAUGCGCCGUUCAUUUUAAAGAACAACCAGCGGUUCUCCUCACAGAAACGAGUCCUCAUUUUAUUCGAGCUGGGGAUCGACCUGGAGGACUGGUUCGUUGCGCUGAAAUCAUUCACCAAACUGGAGUUCCUGGGUAACCAGUUCACGGAAACACGUCUGCGGCCAGACAAGACGUACUCGUUGGAGGUGGUGGAGGCCAGCUUCUCCGAUAAAGCACAGGUGCACGAAAAACUCAAUGUCUACCUCGAGGUGGAUCUCUGGGAAGCACCAUGGUUCAGAACAGCAAUUGUGCCCAAUACCAACAAGACACCGUUCUGGAAAGAGCCAAUCGACCUCGAACUGCCGCCUGUGGUCGAGUCGGUGACUCUUCUACUGAAAUCUUCGAACAAUCCUACAGUGUACAACAAUAUGGAGACAGACCCCACAAUAGGCUGGGUUUCUGUCACUUCCGACAUUCUUAACAACCCUCAGAACAUGGUGAAGGUUCCCUUGCACGACAAAGACGGUCACGAGCUGGGCUAUGUGACGCUGAGCUCGGAUCCGUCCGAGUGCCGCGUCUUGACCGGUCAAGACUUCACUAAGUUUGAGGACGCUCUAGAACAAUUUGAAAUCGGGGAGUUGCUCGACUUUCUAACCCCCUAUCUGAAACCAAACAAUAUAGACGGCUGGUCCAGGAUGCUGCUGGACGUUUACCAGAGUCUCCAUUUGGAGAAAAUGUACAUUGACAAUCUACUGUCGUUGGAGCUCAAAUCUUUUAGACACUCUAGCAAUUUCGAUCCAGACGCCAAGAACCCUUACAAUACCCUGUUUAGAAACAGCUCGCUUUUUUCGAAGACGCUGGAGGUCUACCAGAUCAGAAUAGGCCAGGAGUAUUUGGAGAAAAUGCUUGGUGGCUUCAUUGCCAAAGUGUGCCAAGAGGGUCUUGUGUGCGACCCGGACCCAAAGAAAUACCGUGACAGCCACGUCAAAAACUAUAAUGCUCUACUUGGAUACCUGGAGGAGCUAUGGGAUAGAAUUUACAGCACGUCAAACGAUAUUCCCGAACAGUUGAAAGACGAGUGGAAACGGCUACGGGAUAAGGUCGAGGCUACCACUGGUGUGUCUGACCAGAAUGUGGCAUUGAACGCUGUGUGUUCGUUUGUGUUUCUACGGUAUAUUUGUCCUGCGAUUUUGAACCCGAAACUGUUCAACCUGUCGCAGAACCACCAGCUCGGCAGAGUCUCUGUUUCUUUACGUCUCAUCUCCAAGGUACUGAUGGCCCUUGCUAAUAGAACGAAGAUGGUCAGCUACAAAGACCCAACGCUGAUGGGCCUGAACGAGGACUUUCUGGAUCGCCACGAAGACGAGAUGCUGACUUUCUACGACCGUAUCACCGGCAGACGUCCUGAUCCGACUCCAAAUGCGCUGGAAAUGACAAACACCAUGGAACGGCCAACGUUGCAAGUUUCGAGCGAGAUCUCGAACGACCUGCCAUCGAUGCCGUUCCUUAUCGACAAGUAUCUCAUGUUCUCGCGGCUGGCGUUCCUGCUGGACUCGAAAGCGGGCGAUAGAGAGCAAGUGGAGCCGAUCAAGAGAAAAUCGGUGUCAGCGGAGUUUGACCAGGACGACGAUGAUUUUGAGUCUUCUGACUUCAUCAAGAUCCAGGUCAACCAAGAGAUGGAUCGUGUCAGCCAUUCUGCGUCUGAAAAGCUCACUGUUUCGCUGGAGAACCUGCUCCACGAGGCUUCGCUCGUGGCAUCCAAGACUCGGGCUAUGGAAGGAAAGGUGUCGCAGAACGAGUCGCCGGCCAUGAUGACCACCAAGUCUUACGCACAGUUUGUUGACCAGCUACUCAAGUCGGUCACGCUGGACCACCAGCACCAGAUCAUCUACGAUCUGGCAGCACGAGAGAAUGGUAGCCUAGACAACUUCUUCAUCUCUACAAAGAAACAGUCCAGCCAGCCACGUUCACGGGCCUCUACAAUGCGUCUUCCGCGGAGUCUCAGUAUCCAGUCGAACCUGACCACGAAAACAAGCGCCGAGUCGACCUCCUCGUCCAAAAGCUCUCUGAAGAACCUGUUCAGACGUAAAUCCUUGAUUUAA